Molecule: messenger RNA, 1311 nt
Organism: Staurois parvus
Lineage: Eukaryota; Metazoa; Chordata; Amphibia; Anura; Ranidae
Source: the annotation of a GenBank genome assembly
AUGGAUCCGCGGAUUCCCUCCCCCGUCCACCUAUGGAGCCCGCGGCCCUUUGGCACGUUUUCUGCCAACUGUCCCUCCAGCCCGAAGGGGGCGUCUGCCGAUGACAACGCGAUGGGGAAUCCGGCCGAGGAGAAGCUGGGGCCCCACGACAACCCCGAGUGUCUGAGGAGCGGAGAUGACCGCGUCUUGCUGGACACCUGGUACGUCAUCAAACCUGGGAACACCAAGGAGAAGGUGGCCUUCUUUGUGGCCUACCAGUGUGCCGGCAAUGGCGCUUCUCCACGUCCCGGUGGCCCCAAGGUGAAGGGAAGGUGGAGCGCGGGCGGCAGUUCCAGAGCAAAGAGGCGGCGGCACACGCUGGACCCCGAUGCUCCUCCUUCUGUGGCGGAGAUGGUGGCACGGGCAGAAAGCCGAGAGAUGGAAGCUCCUCCACCAAGGCCACCGCUGGUACUGGUGACCUCCUCCGAAGACGGUGAAGAGAGACGUUGUCGCAGCGUGGCGGAAGCCGUGGCUCAGUAUGAAGCGGAACACGCCGAGCGCGAGGUGCGCAUCGCCUUUCGGGUGGCGGAGAGGCCGGGAGAUCCCAUCACAUGUGACUUGUAUCAGUUGCUGAGUCCGGAGCCGCACCGCGUCUGCGUCCUGCUGGAGAAGAUGGAGUCCCAGGCGACGGAUGAGGAGGAGGAAGCCCAGGCGGCCACCUCUGAUUCCGGCUUCCACGUGGACUUGGUGCUCACUGGGGCGGUAGACCGUUGCGUGUUUUAUGGAGGAGAAGCGGGUGAGACGGAACCACUUCCAGGAGAACUUUUCUUCCCUCAUCUAUCUUCUGUCCCACCCCCGCCUCCCCCUCCCCCGCCCCCGGCUCCUCCCCUCUGCCGCCUCUACCGCCACGUCUCCCAUGACUUUCUGGAGAUCCGUUUCCAGGUCCAGCGCCUUCUCCAGCCGCGCCUUUAUCUGCCGUCCUUGCCCGACCACGUCCUCCUGGCCAUCUUCAGUUACUUGUCCACGCAGUCGUUGGCUGCCAUUAAAUGUACGUGCCGGCGCUUCCGGGCGCUGAUCGAGGACUACGGGGUGCGGCCGAGCGACUCGCGCUGGAGCCAGGACCCCCUCUACCGCGACGACCCCUGCAAACAGUGCAAACGGAUUUACAAGCGUGGAGACGUGUCCAUGUGCCGGUGGCACCCCAAGCCUUACCACCAUGACCUGCCCUAUGGGCGCUCCUACUGGAUGUGCUGCCGCCGGCCAGACAGAGCCGCCCCGGGGUGUCAGCUGGGACUUCACGAUAAUAAUUGGGUGCUGCCGGGGGAGGGGACG